AUGCCACAAACGUCAGCCCACGAAUCCGGUUCCGAUCAACUGCCGACGAUUCGGCUAAUGAAAAACAAGCGCCGCACAUUCAAGGCGCAAAUCGCGAUUAUCGGUAAGUCGCUCGAAACUUACCAAGAUUCAUCAAAGGAGCGCGUUAAACUCCGCGAACGCAUCGAACGGUUGCGAAAACAGUUUGAAGGAUUCAAUGAAAUCCAGGACGAGUUAGGAAUUAUCGAAAAUUUCGAACAAACGGAAGCGGAACGCGAAGCUGUUACUGAACAAUACGACGAUGUAAUAGCCACGGCCAUUACGCUGUUGCAAGAAGCUGGGCAGUCCGCGAUACAGCUUCCUUCAACCGCACCGAGAACCGCGAACGAAUCGCCCGCAUCGUCAACAUCUUCAGCCGCGAUCGGAGUCCAUCUCCCGAAGAUCGAUUUACCAAAGUUCGAUAGUCGAUUGGAAAAAUGGAUCGCGUUCAAGGACGCUUUCCAGACCAUGAUACACGCGCAUCCGGGACUGAGCGACAUUCAAAAGUUGCAUUAUCUACGUCUGUCAUUGUCGGGCAAGGCUGAGUCCGCCAUCGAAUCCUUCACGAUCAGCGAGGAUAAUUACAGGGCGGCUUGGGACCAGCUGAUCGAGACGUACGACAACACGCGCGCGCUCGUCCUCCGACAUUCCGCGUUACUCCGCGAUACACCUGCGAUGCAUGAUGAUACGGCCGAAGCGAUUUGCGAUUUGGUGAAUCACAUGCAAUCCCAGAUUCGUUCCUUGCACGCAUUGGGAAGAUCAUGGGAGGAUAUCGCGAAUGAUUUAUUGACCAGCAUCGCGAUAUCGAAAAUGGGUCCGCGCACGAAAAGAGAAUGGGAACAAACACUGUCUGACACAACGAUGCCGAAAAUCGCGGACAUCUUUCGGCAUCUCCGCAACGCGUCCCAUCGUUGCAGGAACGAAAAUUCGUCAGUCACACACCAGACUCCGAUUUCAAACGCUCAUCGGGCUUCAUCGACGAAUAACGCGCCAUCGAGUCAAACACCCUCGAAGAAUUCGUCAACGUUUUCGAGACAAACGCCAACGCUUGGGAAAAAACCCCUAUCGCCGCGAACGAACAGACGACAAACAUUCGUCGCAGCGUCCGGAACAAGCUGCAAGAUUUGCAACUCCGGUUCCCAUCCAGCGUUUCAAUGUCAGCAGUUUUUGGAUAUGGCGGUUAAAGACAGAUUAUAG
This is a messenger RNA of Osmia bicornis bicornis, 1215 nucleotides long. RefSeq lists its product as uncharacterized. The transcript has a single exon. The record is from RefSeq and is a predicted model, not a curated record. The coding region runs from base 1 to 1215 and encodes 404 amino acids. NCBI's taxonomy places the organism in Eukaryota, Metazoa, Arthropoda, Insecta, Hymenoptera, Megachilidae.